Schizophyllum commune H4-8 is the source of this 1611-nucleotide messenger RNA. RefSeq lists its product as uncharacterized. The coding region runs from base 32 to 1456 and encodes 474 amino acids. NCBI's taxonomy places the organism in Eukaryota, Fungi, Basidiomycota, Agaricomycetes, Agaricales, Schizophyllaceae. Gene Ontology annotation, molecular function: protein binding. The transcript has 2 exons. The record is from RefSeq and is a predicted model, not a curated record.
CGGGGACAUCCAGCGCUUCUACUGCCCGAGAAUGAGCCUCCGACACCCUAUACGCCGCCUCUCGUUAGAGGAACGCCUCGAUCGUUCGGCGUCUGUCGCGAACCUCGCGAUGCUGCGUUCACAUUGCGAGCCAUCCCACAUUCAGAUCCAGACGAUCAAAUGGCUUACAUUCCUCUUGGAGGCUUAUCUCAGAAUCCUACCACCGGAUGACAUCCCCACUCGCACGAGGAUCCUACACCAGCUGGAUAUCAACCGGUCCGUCCUUGCUCCCAUCCGCCGCCUACCCGUCGAACUCUUGUCCUACAUUUUCUCCCUCAUAGUGAAGGGAUCACCACUACGUACCGUAAACAUUUCCGCCACGCUCGCGCGCAUCUGCACAUCCUGGCGGGAAGUUGCGCGUGGGCAUGCGUCGUUAUGGACGACGGUGGUCGUGGACACUCCAAACGGCUUCGAUGAAUACCGCGAGCUGUUCCUUCCUCUGACGAAGGACAUGCUGCUCGAUCUUCGAUGCGAUAACCGUGAGAUCCUUGGGGAGUUGUGGGAUCGCAUGGCACCGUAUGCGUCUCGCUGGCGCCGCAUCACACUCGAGGCUCGCCUUAGCAUGCUCUCAGAUCUCCAAGUCGUCUACAUGGAGAGACUCGAGCGUUUGGUCGUCUUUGCAUACGACGCGCCUGUCUCCACGGAGCUCAGUGUUCUCGACUUCGUCGUCGCACCACGCCUUCGCCACAUCGCGCUAACGCUUGACGAACUGCAGAGCGAGCGUCAGCUACACGUCCCUGUGGCUCGGAAACUUACGUCCUUGGUCAUCGAGGCGAUGUCGCCAUUUCCUAUCACUCACACUCUGCCUCUCUUACAUGCGUGCGCAGACACGCUGCAGUCGCUCACUAUCAAAGUACGGCACCCCUUGGAAGGCAGCGAAGGUUCAUACCCGACAAGCACGUCUGACACCUUCGUCAUGAAGGCCCUUACCUUCCUCAGCCUCAUCGAUCCCGCAUGCGCGCUUCUCAAUCACAUCAGUGCCCCGCUCGUCCGGGAGCUCAUCCUCGGUAAUGUGCCUGCGUAUGGUACGCAAUCCCUACUUGGAUAUUUGACGCGGAGUCGGGCCUCGCGUUCACUACGCAUCCUAAGGAUCUAUAGUGUGGAAGAACGAGACAUAUACGCCUGGAUCCCCUGCCUUCAACUCAUGGAUAGCCUCAUAGCCAUGCACUUCGACGACCUGCUGUCAAAUCGAGAAUUUUUGAAUAUUAUGGUCCGACGCGCGGACAAGCCUGUGCUACUACCUUCGCUGAAGGCCCUCGCCCUUGAUCGAGUGGAUGAGGAGCAUGGGGAGCUUCAGGGAAUUAUUGAUGAAAUGUGUGUAUCGAGGGCGAAGCCAACGCGAUUUCCAGGAUGUGAAGAAGCGUAUGAGUUGCUCGGUUGGAUUAGGGAGGAUGAAUUUGGAAUCCGUUGGAGAUAACAAUUGAAUGUCCAGGCUGACCACCGUCAUGAUACAGAUGCCGUCUCUUCAAACCUUUGUAUCUUCACGUACGCGUCUUGUCGCCUCGGCGUCGGGGUCCUCGCCGCGAAGGUAUGGACGCUCUUGAGAGGCAUCGCAUUGAACUCUUCGGGGGU